CAGGUAGGAAGCUGCGAGGGAAAGUGAGUGCAGACGGGCGCCCCUAGGUGGGGGCUGGCGAAGCGUUGGGGUACGUGUUGGGGACCUGUUAGGAAAAUCGCACCGAGAGUGGUGAUGCAGAGAACGCUCUGUGAGGCCAUGAGCAGACCUGGGGCUGCAGAGAUCCGCAGGUGGUUACCCUGGGGAUGGGAUGGGCAGUGGGAGGGCUCCUUGCGUUGGAAGAGAACUGUGUCUCCUUUUCAGUUUUGUGUCUCCUUUUCAGUUAUGCGCCUCUGGGCUGCUCCGGGGUGGUGAUCACUCCCCUCCAGGCCGUGUGCAAGGGGUGACUUUGGGGUGGUGGGAGUUGACAAAUCAAGUGGGAUUUAACUCGAGGGAUCAGAGAUGCUGGGCUAUGGAAGGGGGGCUGCAGGGUUGUGUCAGGGUGGGGUGGUUGCACUCUGAGGAGCAAGAUGCAUCUGGAGGAUAUGCAGGUAGCCCCUACCGUGCUUUUGAUGUUGUGAUGGGAAAGGCUUUAUAACUCUGUCUGGGUACUUAACUGUACAGGGCUUGGGUGGCUAGGAGAGGGUUCAUAGGACCAUGAGGCCUGGUUGAUAACCAUUGUGCUGAUGGGUGGUGGGGCACAUGGUCUCUAGAGCCAGGUUCAGCUGCCUUCGCCACUUACUGGUGGGCAUGUGGCCACAGACAAGUGACUUCGCUCACCACUCUGCCUCCAGGAUGGCAAGAGGACCAGCCUCCUCAGGGGUCAGUGUGGGCGUGAAUAGACAGUCAACAUAAGGUUACCCAUGUCUCUCCUUUCUCCUGAACCUCCCUGACAGCCAUUCAGUCUGUCCAAGGAAGCCCCAGGAGUUCUGAUCUGGUGCCCUUUCCUUCUUCCGGGCUUGACAUCACUACCAUUGAUUCUUGCCCUUAAAACGUCAUAGGUGGCAUUUGACUGCCUUCCUGGACCUUUCAGGCCAGUGUCCAGGUCUCCUUCCACUGAGGGCUCCUGGUGGGGGCCGGGGCUUGGCCUGCUGUGGUCAUCUCCUGCCGCCCAGUGGUGAUGGUUGGGCCUAGUUCCUGCUCUUCCCACCUUGUUUUUGGACAGAUCGCCUUGGAUGGUGGCCUGCGCCAGACAGUCCCAUCAGCUCUUCUCAGCUCUUCUGAGGCCACUGCUGUUGGCUCCCCCUCAGCGCUUGCCUGGAGCACCUGGGUUUGCCACAGCCCUCUUCAGACACCUUGUUUGCUGUGUCCUGUGCCACUUCUGCCCACCCUCCCUGGGUGCUGUCUCUUCCUCCUUUCUCCCCUUCCUUCUCAUUGUUGGAGGGGCAGUUCCGGUCUGCCCCCAGCAUGCCUUGUGAGUGGCACUGUCGGCAGGGCCCUCGCAAUCCUAUCCAGGCCACUGCCAAUUAUGCCAACGCUCACCCUUGGCAGCAGAUGGACAGGGCUUCUCUGAGAGUCACAUACAGCCCCCCAGUAGAUCUCUGGAUUAAGCAACCUUGCUGUGGGGACCCCGUGUAUGUGCACAUGACCACGGAGCAGAAGAGCACAGCAAGAUGCUGGGGUAGGCCCACAGGAAGGGGGCCCCUGGCAAUGUGCAUGCCCGGCCUAUGGCCCCUCAGGGUGGACUUCCACUGGGUGCCUGGCUCAGACCUCGACACCUUUGAUGGCUCUCCUUGGUUGCUGGACUGAUUCUUGGCCUAGCUGAGCAAUUACAUGUCCUUCUGCUUCGAGCGCUACCAGGACGACCUCAGCUGAGUCUGUGAGGUCCUCAGGCAUCUGAUGGGUCACGCCCAGGCGUGGGCAGCCCCUUACCUGGAUGGGAACCUACCCUAUGACAACUAUAAGCUGUUUUGCCAGGAUCUUGAGGAAGUCAUUCAGGACCCAAACAACUUUGUUGAGUACCAUGCUGCAGGAUCCUGCUCUCUGCCUCUGGCCCCACAGCUGCCUGUGUUGAGAGAGUACUUAUCUAGGUUUUCAGAGGCCCUGGCAUUCAACAUGGAUGCUUCUAUCCUGGCCGCUCUGGCCAGCCCUGCUAUUUCUAGCUCCAGCACCACAUCCAGAAAUGCUCACUCUGAGCAGCAGCUGGCCACAGAGAGCAACCCUGGGCCUGUGGUUCCUCCCACCUCAUCUGGUUCUGCACCCAGUACUGAUCCUGGCCCUGUGGAUCCAGCAUCCUUCCAGCCAGGGAAGGAAGCUCCCAGACCGGUCCCUGUACUUACAGAAUCUGCCAAACACUCUGCUCAGAAACCAGGUCCCACUCACCCGGGAGAUCCAGAACCCUGGAAAACAGAGGGAGAGCAGUAGGCAUCUUAAGGCACCUCACAGUGGGCAGCGGACACCCCAAAGACCCCAGGAGAGCUGGUGUUUUCUUCCACACCCCAAACCACAGCCCUGGAUUCUGAGCAUGGCCCAGAAUCCAUCAUGAUAAAGGUGCAUCCAUCAUGAUAAAGUGGCCUGCAUGACCAAGGAGUCCCACAGUCCCCUGUUAGUUUGGAGUGGCAUUGCCAGAUGCCACUAGACAUAGCAUAGCAGGUUGCCCUGGACACUUGCCCCACUGCCGGGCCAAGAUGCAUUUUUUGGGGGUCUUCCCUGUCUGAGCACAAACAGCUUCUUGACACCCCUUCCCCUAGACACUGGAGGACACUAGCCUCUGCCAUGUGCCCGUGUCCCCCAACUCCCCCAGGCCCAGAGACUGCCUCCCCACACCUUGUUGGGGAGUGCCAUCUCACCUGGCCUGUUCCCAGUAGUUGGACAGAGUUCCCCAGGUCAGUCCCUAUCAGAUGGGUUUACUGUCCUUGUAACUACCACUGCCCACCCCCCAGACCCACCUCCUUCAGUGCUGGCUGGGACUGGGUCUGCCAUGCCAGUUCUUUUGGAUCUAAUUUCUGUAUGGUGCUUACUUCGAUCCCUUUCCUUGUUUACUUCGAUCCCACUCUUUGCUCCUUGUGAUCUCUGUCCUCUGGGCUGGAAGUUAAGGACAGCUGAUGGAGGAAGCAGCUCCUUUCACUAUUUAACAUGGGUGGGAUGGUGUCUUGGCAGAGAAGGAUGCUUCCCUCUGGGCUUAGCAGCAGCCCUGGCCCCUGGGAAAGCACCAGUGUUGGGAGGGUGGGAGGGCUCCCUUCCAAGCAUUUAUCCCUGUGUGUUAACAUCUCCUCACACCUCGGGACCUUUGCCCAGAAUUUCCUCCCCUCACUUCCACUCUUGCUUGUUGUCGCUUCAGCACUUACACCCCAACAUUGCACCGAUGUGUGUCUCUGGGGAGACUGAACCACAGGGCACAGGCUCCAUCUCAGUCAGCCUUGUGUCCUGAUACACAGUUGGUGCUCAUUAAACAUGUUGGAUGCAUGGCUAAGCCUAAAGUGUUUUCUGUGGUGGCUGCUGACAGCAGAGUACUUGUCCAUCAGCAGGAACACCCAGUCCACCUGGCAGGUGUGGUUCUUUAUGAGAGCAUUGCAGAAUCUGCUUGAAGGGAUCGGGGCUGAGUAGGUGGAGUGAAAGGCUUGGUGGGAGGGCUGUGGCCUUGGGAACUGACUUCUGGGCUGACUUGUGAGGCCCCAGGGCAGGGGUGUUAUGAAGGGCCUAUUCUACAGAUAGCCGACCUGAGGCUCCCUCCAGCUGAGGCCACCAGGACUGGCAGAGUACACCUGCUCAGAGAGUGGUCAGGCAAGCAUUCCAGGUCCUUUUGGAUUUUACAGUUGUGGAAACAAAACAACACCUUCUUGGAAAGUAGAGAAGAAAAAUAAGUGGAAAACAUGGACUGCAGCUGAAAAGCCAUUUUAGGAAAGACAGUAAUAAAUAUAUGGUUUAAUAAAAAAACCUUGGAGUUCCCGUCGUGGCUUAGCAGUUAACGAAUCUGAUUAGCAUCCAUGAGGAUGCAGGUUCAAUCCCUGGCCUUGCUCAGUGGGUUAAGGAUCUGGCAUUGCCAUGAACUGUGAUGUCAGUUGCAGACAUGGCUUGGAUCCUGUGUUGCUGUGGCUGUGGUAUAGGCCAACAGCUACAGCUCUGAUUCGACCCCUAGCCUGGGAACCUACAUAUGCCAUGGGUGUGGCCCUAAAAAGCAAAAAACAAAAACAAAAACAAAAAAACCCCCAAAAAACCCCAACAAACCUUAUGUAGGAUUUCCUGCUAUGGAAGAAUCCUAGUAGCAGCUUGGGUGGCUGCAGAGGCGUCAGUUUGAUCCCCUGCCCAGUGCAGUGGGUUAAGGAUCUGAGGUUGCUGCAGCUACAGCUGCAGCUAACAUUCAGUCCCUAGCCUAGGAACUUCCACA
Molecule: messenger RNA, 4246 nt
Organism: Sus scrofa (pig)
Lineage: Eukaryota; Metazoa; Chordata; Mammalia; Artiodactyla; Suidae
Source: RefSeq, a predicted model, not a curated record